GCAGCCGGGAAUUACGAUCCCCUUUGCAGGGGUCUGACAUGAGUUAAGCAUCCAUCCAACUUGCGUGAUCCCCUCGCUAUGGGUGACUGCGGCUCAUUUCCUAGCCGUAGAGAUUAGUCUAAUUAGCAGAGCAAAUCUGGGUAAGGCAAGCUCUUGUAAUUAGUAAUCAGUUGGAUGUUUCCACGCACUUUCUUUGCCUGAGGGGUAGAGAGGAGUUUAGCGGAUGGCCCAGUUUUGGGAGCAGGGAGGACUUUGGAGAAGUCAAGGUGAAUGGAGCUGGAGCAGCUGGUGGCACUGGUGGCUCUCCUCAGUCCCAGGUGUUGCUGCAUCCCAUUUGCCCAUCGCGACCUUCUUGCCUGGGGGAGCCCAUCGAGCAUGGGGUGGAAAGCAAAGAGACGGGCCCGUCUGUGUCCCCAAACCACCCCAGCACCGUCUUUCCCCAUAGCCUGCUGUCCUGGAUCGUGUUCCAAGUGACAGUGGUGGCCCCGGCAGCUCCUGGCUGCUGUCUGGGAUGUGUGACCUGAAGAUGGGAAGCUGGCAAGAUGCUUCUCCACAGCUUGGCCAGGCGUGGAGGUGAUGUCUCCAUCAGCAAGUGCUUAGUGGAGGUGGUUGUGUGUCAACAUCUCAUCCAUCCCGUCCUUCGCUUGGGGAAACCGAGGUCUCCGCUGCUGUGGAGAGAGGAACAAAGGAUGUUUAAGACUGAUGAGCCAUCACCUUUGGGUGACGGGCAGAGGGUAGUCAUACCCGGGCUCUUCUGUGCUGCAGCAAGGGUGAAAAUAUAUCACAAGCCUUGUUAAAACCAGGUGUGAGACCCCCCAGCCCGGGACCAGAAGGUGGUUCCUGCUGGGAAGGGGGAUAAUCCUUCCCACGCCGUGAUAAUUAGCAUUACUGGGUUUAUGUGGGAGCUUCUAUGAGGUAACUUAAUUAAUUAUGAUUGAUUAACAGGUGUCCCCAGCCAAAGCUGAAGCUGGAGAGACAUUUUGUCACCGUGUUGGGAACACGCUUGUGCUGGGGUCACGGCAGGGUGGUUUUACCCCUCGGGACCGAGCCCAGCGGAGGCUUUGCAGCUUCAGAGUGGGAGCUGCCAGUGGGUGCUGGGAUGGUGACAGCAUUUUCUUCUGCUGGGAGAGACCCAGAAAGAUACCCGUUGGCUUUUUAUUUUGUUUCCUCUCUUUGAACAACUUUAAUGUGUAGCCAAGGGGGGAAAUUUGAAGUGGACUGAAUAAAAUAGGAAAGGAGGCGGCACCACGCAGGCGAGGACGUGGGGCCUCAAACCACCCCAAGCAUCCAAGUUGCUGGAUGCACCAGGCGCCGGGACCGAUGCUGCUCCUCCGCUGGCUUCGCUUCUCCUCCAGCCGGGAUGGGAGGAAGGGUGGCCGAGCCGGAGACGAUGACUGCCGAGAGCGCUGAAACCAACGGACCCAUGCGGGAGCCGGAGGGGGGGACGACGAAGCCACCGGUGCCCCCCGCUCCGCCACGGCGCCGGGGACGCAGGCUGCGGCGCAAGUCACCGCCGGAGGUCCCGGUGAAAGGGCAGCUCCGCAUGCGCUCGCCGUCGGGAGCCUUCGUCAUGGUGGGCAUCUCAGUGGUCCUGGUGGGCAUGACCAUUGCCGUGGUGGGCUACUGGCCCCAUCGGGGACCCGGGGGCACUGGGGCCAGUGCCAGGAAUGCCAGCAUCGCGGGGGACAUGAGGAGGGAGGUGGCCGCCGGGCGCCACGUGCCCCACAGCGAGAAGCUCAAGCUGAUCGGCCCCGUCAUCAUGGGCAUCGGGCUCUUCAUCUUCAUCUGCGCCAACACCAUGCUGUACGAGAACAGGGACAUGGAGACCCGCAGGCUGAUGCAGAAGGGGCUCUACUCCAUGGCGGCGGGUCUCCCCGAGGGGAUCGGCCCCGAGGACGGGCGCUGCCAGCGCGGGGACGGCCAGCCCGUCCCCAAGGCCAACGCUGAGUGCGUGGAGGGCUGCUACCAGGUGGAUCUCUCCUGCCAGCCCUGCCCCGGCCCCUGCAGCAAGUGGUCCGACUGCUACGGCCCCAACAGGCUCCAGACCACAGCCGAGUUCCUCCAACACCCGGCAGCAUCUCCCGCCGCCUCCCUCCUCAGCCUCCGCUCCGGCGCCUCCGCCGAGGCCAACCUCAGCCUCUCCUGCCGCACCGGAGCGGACUCCCUCCUCUCCUCAGCCGUCGGCGCCUUGGCGUUGCCCGUCAUCAAGCUCAACAACCGCUUGCUGGACGCGGCGGCGCGGGGGGCCAGCGAGAGGGCCGAGGCGGGACCUGCCGAGCCCCCCUCUGAAGCACCACGGCUCUCCCGGGCUCCGCUCUCUGGCAGCAUCGCAUCCCGCAGCCAGGACCGUGGUGGUGGUGGUGGCCACGUCAUCAUCAACAUGGAUGGCGGCUGCCCCGGCACGGAGCCGGCGGCGGCAGAGCUCAGCCCCGAUGCGCAGCUCCACACGCCGGGACACUCCAAGUCCCUGGACCUCGGCCAGCCGGGGAUGCUGCUGGUGGCCCCCAUCAAGGACCGUAAGAACCGGAGCUGGCCCCGGCUGGACCACGUCAGCCUGGUGGGUUAUGCCAAACUGGAAAGUACUGGCGAGUCCUCGGACCGGCUGCUGGAGCCCAGUGAGCCCCCGAGCCGGGGCGAGCUCCGACCCAGCUCCUGGGUGGUGGGGAUGGAGCGAGGCGUGCGGGUCUGACAUCCCCAGUGCCCUCAGGGACCGUAACGUCGCAGUCCCUCAUCCUGGCCCCCAGCACCCACCAGCAACCCCAAACCCCCGUGUCCAGGAGGUGUUCAGGGACAGUGUUUUUAAGCGGAUGCCAAGAGGGAGGUCGUGACCUGCUGCUCCUGGGGGAGGACUCGCCUGGGGUGGGUGGGAUGUCCUCUCCUAGCUGCCUCUCGACAGCUUCCCGGUGGAUGCCCUUGGCCUUACAAGCCCUUCUCCCAGUGGCUUUUCCAGAGGAGCCCUCGCUUUGAGACCCAACACAAACCGCGGGAUGGGGACACAGGGCGGGCGAAGCCCCACCAGCCCCCGCAGCACUUUAUUUCAGCGGGGUUGGGGUGGGGGGAUGUUUUGGGGGGUUGGUGUCCCCUUGCCCACUCUCAACCCACCGGAAAAUUUGCUUGACCAGAGCACGUAAGCCCGACGGGGCUAUUAAAUAUUAUCUUGAUGCCA
Molecule: messenger RNA, 3166 nt
Organism: Harpia harpyja (harpy eagle)
Lineage: Eukaryota; Metazoa; Chordata; Aves; Accipitriformes; Accipitridae
Gene: TMEM200B
Product: transmembrane protein 200B
Exons: 2
Coding region: 1361-2689 (442 amino acids)
Source: RefSeq, a predicted model, not a curated record